GCAACCCGUUCUCCACCACUAUGUCCAAUCCUGCCAAUGUCAUUCGAUUCCUGCACACCAUUGAAAAUUUAAAGAGAACCAAACGCACAGGAUGGCUCGAUAACGGGAUUCAGAAUGCUGAAUCGAUCGCGGACCACAUGCAUCGCAUGGGUAUCAUGGCCAUGCUAAUCGACGAUCCUUCGCUCAAUCGUGAAAAAUGCAUCAAGAUGGCUAUCGUGCACGAUCUAGCAGAAGCUGUUGUGGGUGAUAUCACACCUCAUGCGGGAGUAUCAAAGGAGGACAAGUUUAACUUGGAAAAGAAUGCCAUGGUAUCUUUCCAAUCCAUGUUGGGCGAUACUGCCAUGGCACGUGAAAUCGCGGAUCUAUGGCAGGAAUACGAAGAUGCCCAAACUGCGGAAGCUUUACUGGUCAAAGAUUUGGAUAAAUUCGAAAUGAUCGUUCAAGCUUUGGAAUACGAGAAAUCCGAUCAUAAAAAAUUGCAAGGCUUUUUCGAUUCCACCAAAGGCAAAUUCAGACACCCUGCGGUGAAGGCUUGGGCUGAAGCUCUUUACGCUGAAAGAGAACAGCUGUAAAACGGCAUGUCUAUAUUUUUUCUAAUACAUCAGUUUUUCAUCUUCGCAUUUACAAAAUGGGAAACACUCGAAAUUUGAAACCAGUACGGGAGCGUGUGGUCUUUAACUUGUAAGCGGACAGGUCUGAAUGUUUUUGGAUUUUGUAUAGAUAGUCCGUGUUACUGCAGGCUCAACCGGAUAUGAAAUUAUGCUAAGGGUUGAUAGGCGUAUUUUGCCACUUGGAUGUUGCGUAGAAUAUAAAGAACAGGGUGAAAAUCUUUGGGUUGCUAAAUAUGUUCUUCGGA
Molecule: messenger RNA, 856 nt
Organism: Radiomyces spectabilis
Lineage: Eukaryota; Fungi; Mucoromycota; Mucoromycetes; Mucorales; Radiomycetaceae
Product: HD domain-containing protein
Exons: 6
Coding region: 21-572 (183 amino acids)
Cellular component (GO): cytoplasm
Molecular function (GO): 5'-deoxynucleotidase activity
Source: RefSeq, a predicted model, not a curated record